AAUAAAGAUCUACCGGAGCGACACAAAUAUACCGUGAAGACGGAAGCUGUCAUAUGCAAGAGAUCUUUGUUUUGAGUGGAACCUACAGUUUAUCAUCCAAAAAUAUACAGUACUUUGACAAAGUCAUGGUCGAAUGCGAACGCGUGCGGGACCGGUGAGAGAGAGAGAGAGAGAGAGAGAGAGAGAGAGGACACGGCGGAGGAGAGGAGAGGAUGAGGAUGCUGCAGCUUGCAGUGACACCACAUCUGCGUCUAAACCUGCUGGAUCCAUAUGAUAGUCUUACUGAAUGUAGCCUAAGGGAACAGAUUUACCUGUUUGUUUAAGAUUACGUGGUGAGAUUCAGAGUCCCUUACCCGUGAUUUAGGCCUAGCACAAUUGUAUUGAAGGCUUGGGACAGCUUGUAUUUAUUAUACACUUAGAAGGCGUUUGUAAAUGAGAUGAGGUCAUGAUGCCAGGUGGUAGAUGCAUCUAAAAACUUUGGUAGUCAGUACCAUCAGGAGCUUAUUGAUACUGCGCCUGGCUCUCUGGAAGGCAUGCACUGGGAAUGAAAAAUGUGAUCGAUUACUGAGAUCACUUGCAUGAUGUUAUUGAGAAGGGUGACUUUGAUUGGCAAAGCAGUGAAUUAGGUUGCUUCGAUGGACCUGCAAUUUCCUCAUUUCCACAUUUUCCUUUCACUUACAUGCUUCUGCGAGAUCUGAUUUGAAACAAGGCUCAAAGAUUUCAGAAUAAUGACUGGACCCGCAUGACUGCUGCUGAGACAGAUUUUAGGGAAUCCCAAUCUCAGUAUGGAUAUAUUUCUAGGUUUUUGUAGACCCCUGGGAGACUAUUUUAGAAAAUCACAACUCACUAAAGAACUCAAAGGUACGCUGUUGUAAUAUUGCAUGCAGUAGCGAGUUUAACAGGACCUAGAAGCCACUAUGUCAUCUAAAGAACUGUCAGUGAUUCAGGUAGUUCAGUAUGUAGGGCCAUAUCGACUGGAGAAGACCCUCGGGAAAGGCCAGACAGGUCUGGUGAAGCUGGGGAUUCAUUGCAUCACUGGUCAAAAAGUAGCCAUCAAAAUAGUCAACAGAGAAAAGCUCUCAGAGUCUGUGCUGAUGAAGGUGGAAAGAGAGAUUGCCAUUUUAAAACUGAUCGAGCAUCCACAUGUGUUGAAACUUCAUGAUGUUUAUGAGAACAACAAAUACCUAUAUUUGGUGUUGGAGCAUGUAUCAGGUGGAGAGCUCUUUGACUAUUUGGUGAAGAAGGGCAGACUGACGCCUAAAGAGGCGAGAAAGUUCUUCAGACAAAUCAUAUCUGCUUUGGACUUCUGUCACAGUCACUCCAUUUGCCAUAGAGACCUGAAGCCAGAAAACCUCCUGCUGGAUGAGAGGAACAAUAUCAGAAUUGCAGACUUUGGCAUGGCCUCACUACAGGUGGGAGACAGUAUGUUAGAGACAAGCUGUGGAUCUCCACAUUAUGCUUGUCCAGAGGUUAUCAGGGGUGAGAAAUAUGAUGGACGACGGGCGGACGUGUGGAGCUGUGGAGUCAUUCUUUUUGCUCUGCUAGUGGGAGCGCUGCCCUUCGACCACGAUAACCUGCGACAGCUGCUGGAGAAGGUGAAGAGUGGAGAGUUCCACAUGCCCCAGUUCAUCCCACCCGACUGCCAGGCUCUGCUGCGGGGCAUGAUUGAGGUCAACCCUGAAAAGAGACUCACGCUAGAGGCCAUUCAGAAGCAUGCCUGGUAUCAAACUGGCCGUAAUGAGUCAUGUCUGGAGCAGCCGCCCCCGAGGCGUGUGUGCAUGGGAAGGAUCAUGUCUCUCACAGAGCUGGACCCAGAUGUGUUGGGCAGCAUGUAUUCUCUGGGGUGUUUCAGGGACAGGGUUAAACUCACCCAAGACCUGCAGUGUGAAGGAGAUAACCAGGAGAAGAUGAUCUAUUAUCUCCUGCUGGAUAGGAAAGAGCGCUAUCCCAGCUAUGAGGAUGAGGAUCUUCCUCCCAGAAACAAUGUUGACCCUCCACGGAAGCGCAUAGACUCACCCAUGUUAAGCCGCCAUGGCCGUUGUCGGCCAGAGAGGAAGAGUCUGGAGGUGUUGAGUGUAACGGAGCAGGGCUCUCCCACACCCUCACGCAGAGCAUUGGACACCUCCUCUCACAGCCAAAGAUCUCGAUCUGUUAGUGGAGCGUCAACUGGUCUGUCUUCUAGUCCUCUAAGUAGUCCCAGGAGCCCCGUCUUUACAUUCAGCAAAUCAGAGGUCACUGCAGCCACCAGAGCAGGAAGCGGCAGCACCACCCUUCGCCCCAAUCGAUUGCAUGAACCCAAAACUCAGACGCUUCCAUACAAAACUCCCCUUGACCGCCCCCAACUGCAGUCCAUGAAGUCCCUCCCCCUGCCCGCCUCCACCUCUCACUCUCCCUCCCCUUCCCCGCUCUUGUCACCCUUUCCCCGCUUCCUGUUCUUUGCUUCUCCGUCUGCAGUGCUGAAGUCAGUGACUAAAAGCUUGUAUCCCAUGUCUCAGGUAACCCCUCAGGGCUCUCCCCUGCCUACCCCCCUGGGUACCCCUGUGCAUCACCCCCACCCCCCCACUGCUACCCAACCCUGUUCCUCCUCCUCUUCCUCUUCUUCCUCCCGAGUUGAGGGAGGAGGUGUGGGCAUCAGCUCACUCUCCUUGACCCCACCCUCUAGUCCGGGAGGAGGUGGGGGCAUGGCUGCCAGUAGCUCGGCCCAUUGGAGGACACGCCUUAACUCAUUGAAGAACAACCUUCUGGGGUCACCGCGAUUCCAUCGGCGCAAGUUGCAGGUGCCAACUUCAGAGGACAUGUCCAGUUUAACUCCAGAAUCAAGUCCAGAAGCCAAAAAGAAGUUCGAAACAGCUGAGCAACGACAUACUGUUUGCGAACAUUCAGACACCGGCCACACCGCUGGAGCCUUUAAAUAUGAGGACGCACUGGACUACAUACUGGCUAAGAGGUCUUGGUUUGGGAAUUUCAUCAGUCUGGAGAAAGAAGAGCAGAUUUUUGUGGUCAUCAGAGACAAACCACUUAGUUCCAUCAAAGCUGACAUCGUCCAUGCAUUUCUCUCUAUCCCCUCCCUCAGUCACAGCGUAAUUUCUCAGACGAGUUUCCGUGCAGAGUACAAGUCUUCUGGUGGUCCAUCCGUCUUCCAGAAACCUGUCAAAUUCCAGGUAGACAUCUCGUUCUCUGAGGGGGACAGAGAGCGGGAGAGGGAGAGACAGAGGGAAGGACAGAAGGAUUUUGGAAUCUACAGUGUUAAUUUUAGCCUUAUAUCAGGUCCAAGUCGCAGGUUUAGAAGAGUUGUUGAAACGAUUGAAGCUCAGUUGCUCAGUUCUCAUGAUCAGCCCUUGGUACAAACUCUUUCAGAUGAGAAGAACUGUCGCCCUCCUAGGACACCAUCCAGACAAAACUCAGAAGGCAGGGCCGAUCGCUGUGAAUGGGUGGAUCGUGGAGAGGGCGGGGUUUUACUCCAGCGCAGGGGGUCGGGCAAAGAGAGAACCCGCCUACUUUCCUCCAGUGGAACGCAGUCACAGCCCUGAGUUAGGAACAAUGUGUAUAAACAGCAAACCAUUAAGAUAUGAGCCAUGCCACAAAAUGAGACCUAAAUGCCCCUUGUCGCCUUCUCAGCUCGGAACAGCAUGAUAAUAGAAUGUGUUUUAAAGAGGAGCUUUUCGAAGGUCUAAUGAAACCAAAUACUGAUGCACAUGGGCGCGCUGACUUAUUGUGGAUGAACAUGGGGUGCAAUGAAGCAAGAAUGAUCUCUAUUAAACAUCAACACAAUCAAACACAACAUGGACCUAUUUGGGAUCUACCACCUCCAAACUAAAAAUAGUUUCAUUUAAACUGUUUAUCAUCAUGGACAAUGCUUUAAUUUUAUGCUGUUCUCUAAUGUAAUUUUGAUGUAAAGUGCAUUUGUGAAACUAAUGGUUCCAGUCGGGUGUAGCACACUAUUUGUUUCUUACAGGCUCUGUAUCUGUUUAAAGAUGAAGUGUGCAAUUUUUCUGAUGUUAAAAUACUUGAAUCCCUGCUUAAUAUGCAGAGACAACUAUAAGUAAUCCAUUGGUAGUGUGAUUUCCCCAAAAAGUGUAAAGACUGUGGCGCUAUCAAAACAUCACUCUGUUUGUUUGAGUAUUCUGACCAACCCUAUUUGUUUAUCCAGCCAGUGGAAGACUGGCACAGUGUUUGGAAAACCUUUUUUGGUCAUUAUUUUUGGAAUUCCGUUUGGUGACGUGGAAAUUACACACUUCACCUUUAAGUAGCUGAGUAAUUAUAGCAACUGAGAUGUUAUUCCAAUUUAGCCUAAACCUUAUCAUUCAGCUCAAGUAAAAAAACAAAAUGUGAUCCAGCUCCAAAAGCUAUCAGCACCACGAGUCUGCUCAGACAUAUGCAAUAAAUAUCAAUAAGCUAAAAAAGGUUCAGUUUAACAAAGAUGCACAUGCUGAAUCUUUUAAAACACGAUUACCUCCUUUAGCAGACAGACUGAUUUCAUGACAGUAAAUAAAUAUCGUUGCUCACCAGCCCUAUGUCAUUAGUACUAAUAGACAAGUUCAUUUUCAAAACUGAGGUUCCUGUUACCCAUAUAAAUGCUGUAUGCUAAAUUUCAUCAACCCUCACUGCAACUUUCUCUACCAAAUGACAAGAGGAGGAAUUCUUAUUGUAAAACAACACUUUCUGUUUUAGACCUCAUUAAAUCUGGCUGUGAUUCACCCUUUUGGCAGCUCAAAUGUAUGAGAGUGCAUCUGAACAAUGGUGGAGAAUUCUUAUGACUUUUGACUCUAGAAAAGGUGCCAAGAGUUCAAAUUUAGGAAAUCUAGGAAAAGGAAAUGUGAAAAGGAUAUUCAUCCCAAUCUGUUGCUGCAAGACAACAACCAAGUGAAUGUCAUAUUUUAUUUGUGAGUUUUGAUUUAUUUAAACUAAUUGAUUUAUUUGCAUAUUACUUAUGGGGAUUGGCACAGUGAAAAAGAGUGGCCAGUAGUUGUAAAUAUCUGUGUGUUGAAAAAUAAUGGAAUGUUUAGGGUCUUAAAUAAUUUGGGGUAAUAAGAUAAUAACAAACCUUUUAAUCUGUGGGAAAGGCAGAUUUUAUUUUUCUCUCCUUGAGAAGACAUGAAAAAAUAAGGUCUUUUGACUUGUGUCAUAAACAUAUUUUGGACUUACACUGUAAAAACUGUUGAAAAUGCGCAUCAGGUUUAGUCAAAAAUAUUAUCUGAAUACAGUUUACACCAAUUAAGGGGAUACUUCACCCAAAAAUGAAAAUUCUAUCAUUAUUUAC
Myxocyprinus asiaticus (Chinese sucker) is the source of this 5260-nucleotide messenger RNA. RefSeq names its product serine/threonine-protein kinase BRSK2-like. Gene Ontology annotation, cellular component: cytoplasm. The record is from RefSeq and is a predicted model, not a curated record. Bases 918 to 3530 code for a protein of 870 amino acids. Lineage: Eukaryota; Metazoa; Chordata; Actinopteri; Cypriniformes; Catostomidae. Gene Ontology annotation, biological process: protein phosphorylation; intracellular signal transduction; microtubule cytoskeleton organization. The transcript is spliced from 20 exons. Gene Ontology annotation, molecular function: protein serine/threonine kinase activity; tau-protein kinase activity; ATP binding.